AAGAGGAAGGGGAGGGGCUUUUGUGUUGUGACAACCAACUGUCACCUGGCUGGUGGUGGAGCGCGACGUUUCGGUGGAAAAUAAAAUAAAAAAUCCCACCAAAUCAAAAUAAGCGAACAGGUGUCUACCGUUGUGCGGGUAUUGUAACGAGCGUUUGCCUUUGUUUUCAGCCGGCCGAGAGCGCCAGCGAUAACGUGCGCAGUAAGUUGUUGAUGUUGAUUGAAUAAUCACGCGGAGAGAUCACCACGGAAGCGAUGAGCGAAAAACCGAAAGAACCAGCGCCCGGAGACGGCAUCCGUUCUAUGCGCAUGACCAACGUUUUCCGGGCCAUCAACUUUGAACUGUACGCAAAGCCCAAUGUCGUCGUAAUGGGAAUAGGCGUUGUUUGUCUCGGCAUCACAUUCGGUUACAUCGCCUACAUGCGAUCCAAGUACGAAGGGUUAGGCUACUACACGGCAGUGCAGGAAGACGGGAAGGAAGUGUUCGUAAAGCGGAAAUCGAAAUGGGAAUAAACCCCCGGGCGUUCGGUUUUCUUGCAAA
Anopheles arabiensis is the source of this 540-nucleotide messenger RNA. RefSeq names its product small integral membrane protein 8. The transcript is spliced from 3 exons. The coding region runs from base 255 to 512 and encodes 85 amino acids. The record is from RefSeq and is a predicted model, not a curated record. NCBI's taxonomy places the organism in Eukaryota, Metazoa, Arthropoda, Insecta, Diptera, Culicidae.